UCAGAGCCGAGCGGCGGGCGCGCGGCGGGGUCCGACGUCGGCGCUGGAACCCGCUGGCAGCACCCGGCGCGGCAGGGGCGGCUCGCGCGGCGCGGCCCCAGCUCCCCCGCCAGGUCGCAGAGGAGAGCAGGGACCGGCGGGCGGCCGGCGGCGCUGGCAGAAUGGGGAACCGGGAGAUGGAGGAGCUGAUCCCGCUGGUGAACCGGCUGCAGGACGCCUUCUCGGCGCUGGGGCAGAGCUGCCUGCUGGAGCUGCCGCAGAUCGCCGUGGUGGGCGGCCAGAGCGCGGGCAAGAGCUCGGUGCUCGAGAACUUCGUGGGCAGGGACUUUCUGCCUCGAGGGUCGGGCAUCGUAACCAGACGGCCUCUUGUGCUGCAGCUUGUUACUUCCAAAGCAGAAUAUGCUGAAUUUCUACAUUGCAAAGGAAAAAAAUUUACAGAUUUUGAUGAAGUUCGUCAUGAGAUUGAAGCAGAAACAGAUCGAGUGACUGGAAUGAAUAAAGGCAUUUCCGCCAUACCCAUUAAUUUACGAGUCUAUUCUCCACAUGUGUUAAAUCUCACGCUUAUCGACCUACCUGGAAUUACUAAAGUGCCCGUGGGAGAUCAGCCACCAGAUAUAGAGUAUCAGAUCAGAGAAAUGAUUAUGCAGUUCAUUACGAGGGAGAACUGUCUGAUUUUGGCUGUUACCCCAGCCAACACCGAUCUUGCAAACUCAGAUGCAUUGAAGCUAGCUAAAGAAGUCGAUCCUCAAGGGUUGAGAACCAUUGGCGUCAUCACCAAACUGGAUCUUAUGGAUGAAGGAACAGAUGCCAGGGACGUUCUAGAGAAUAAGCUGCUGCCUCUCCGCAGGGGUUAUGUGGGCGUGGUAAACAGAAGCCAGAAGGAUAUAGAUGGGAAGAAGGACAUUAAGGCUGCCAUGUUGGCCGAAAGGAAGUUUUUUCUCUCGCACCCGGCUUACCGACAUAUUGCUGAUCGGAUGGGGACCCCACACCUGCAGAAGGUCCUUAAUCAGCAACUUACCAACCACAUUCGGGACACCCUCCCAAACUUCAGGAACAAACUGCAGGGACAGCUGCUGUCCAUCGAGCAUGAAGUGGAAGCCUACAAGAACUUCAAGCCGGAAGACCCCACCAGGAAGACCAAGGCAUUGCUGCAGAUGGUUCAGCAGUUUGCUGUGGACUUCGAGAAGAGAAUCGAAGGGUCAGGGGACCAAGUGGAUACCCUGGAGCUCUCGGGAGGGGCUAAAAUCAAUCGUAUAUUCCACGAACGCUUUCCUUUUGAGAUAGUAAAGAUGGAGUUCAACGAGAAGGAAUUGCGAAGAGAAAUAAGCUACGCAAUCAAAAACAUACAUGGUAUCAGGACAGGGUUGUUUACUCCAGACAUGGCAUUUGAAGCAAUAGUCAAAAAGCAAAUCGUGAAACUGAAAGGACCUUCCUUGAAGAGUGUAGAUCUGGUCAUACAAGAAUUAAUCAACACUGUCAAGAAGUGUACCAAAAAACUGGCCAACUUCCCCAGACUCUGUGAGGAAACAGAAAGGAUCGUUGCCAACCACAUUCGUGAACGAGAAGGGAAGACAAAGGACCAGGUUCUGCUACUGAUCGACAUCCAAGUCUCCUACAUCAACACCAACCACGAAGAUUUCAUUGGGUUUGCAAAUGCUCAGCAGAGGAGCAGUCAGGUUCACAAGAAAAACACAAUUGGAAAUCAGGGAACCAAUCUUCCGCCUUCAAGGCAAAUUGUGAUUCGCAAGGGCUGGUUAACCAUCAGCAACAUCGGCAUCAUGAAAGGAGGCUCUAAGGGUUACUGGUUCGUCCUUACUGCCGAGAGCUUGUCCUGGUACAAAGACGACGAGGAAAAAGAAAAGAAGUAUAUGCUCCCUUUGGACAACCUGAAAGUUCGAGAUGUGGAAAAGAGCUUUAUGUCUAGCAAGCACAUCUUUGCACUUUUUAAUACAGAACAAAGGAAUGUAUACAAAGACUAUCGCUUCCUUGAGCUGGCAUGUGACUCACAGGAGGACGUAGACAGCUGGAAAGCUUCUCUCCUAAGAGCUGGGGUUUAUCCUGAUAAAUCUUUAGGGAACAACAAAACUGAAAGUGACGAGAACGGCCAAGCAGAGAACUUCUCCGUGGACCCACAGCUGGAGAGACAAGUGGAGACCAUCCGCAACCUCGUGGAUUCCUACAUGUCCAUCAUCAACAAAUGCAUCCGGGAUCUAAUUCCAAAAACAAUCAUGCACCUUAUGAUCAAUAAUGUUAAAGAUUUCAUAAACUCCGAGCUCCUCGCCCAGCUGUACUCCUCCGAGGACCAGAACACGCUGAUGGAGGAGUCCGCGGAGCAGGCGCAGCGCCGGGACGAGAUGCUUCGCAUGUACCAAGCCCUUAAGGAAGCCCUUGUGAUCAUUGGCGACAUCAACACGGCCACCACCUUCACCCCCGCGCCGCCCCCGGUGGAUGACUCCUGGAUACAGCAUUCCCGCAGGUCCCCCCCUCCGAGCCCCACCACCCAGAGGCGGCCGACGCCCAGCGCUCCUCUCGCCCGGCCUGCAUCCGGCCGGGGGCCCGCACCCGCCGUGCCCUCCCCCGGACCCCACUCGGGGGCGCCCCCGGUGCCCUUCAGGCCUGGCCCGCUGCCCCCCUUCCCCAGCGGCGGCGGCGGCGGCGGCGACUGGUUCGGAGGCGCCCCCCCGCAGGUGCCCUCCCGGCCCACGAGGGCCCCGCCCAGCGUCCCCAGCCGGAGACCACCCCCAUCACCAACUCGUCCCACUAUAAUCCGUCCACUAGAAUCCUCCCUGUUAGACUAAACGAAGUGUCUGGCCUGGCAAUUAAUUACUAAUGAAUUAUGUGAAAGCAACAUAUUUGAUCAGUAAAUCACGAGUAGUCGCAUGUGCGGACAUCAGUAGGCAAGUAACCCGUUUUACUAACGCAUUCGUCACUCAUCGUCGUCGCUCAUGGUGUAUCAGACCUUCGAAGUUUGACUCUGGAAAACUGCUGACCCUUCGAGGCUUUAGAUGUUGUACUGACCAAGGGUAGGUCUGUAUAGCAGCCCUAUAUUUUGAGAGCCCGUUUGCCUACCCUGGCGUAUAUUUGAAACUGCUUUGGACAAGUUCCUAGGUUACCCACCAGGUAGCCCAUUAAGUGUGAUUCUUAAGAGCUUUGAGACGGGCUUAGACCUAAGCCAUACGUGUAUUUACUUUCCCACAUCCUGUUUUGGCUGAUAGAAAUUAUGUUGUCUAUCGUGAAUGUUUCCUCCUACUCUAAUGACCUAUUUAGAUCCUCUUUCCAUUCUCUUUAUUUCAUAGGACUGCUAGGAAGUGAUUUUUUUUUUUAAUUAGGAUUCCUUAAGAAUAGACUUUUCCAGAAGCACAAGGUAGUUUGCAGAGGAAAAGUUAACGCAUUGCUUGCUCUAGAGAGCUUCUCCUCAUCCUGACGUGUUUUGCUUCAUGCUCGAAGCAUAUUCAACAGCGAAUCAAAGCUUAAUUUUCUGGUAGUCGGUCAGAAGAUUUGGCUAGUUAGUUUCAGAGUUCAAGGAAGAAGCAAAAUGUCACAUCUCUAGAAGUGUCUGGAAAUACCUAAUUUCUUUAUUCACAUAUAUAUUUACCUCCCUGUAGGUUACGGUGAAGGCUGACAUGGGAAAUAUUUAACAUCCCACACCGAUCGAGAUGUAGGCGUGGCUAACUCCACUGUGACAUGAACUGUAGUGUACUUAUUUACGUGGCUGGAGCAAGUUUUUCUCUUUCCAAGCUAAUUUGUAAUUCCCUCGUGUAAGAAUUCAUCCUACCUUUAAAGC
Messenger RNA from Lontra canadensis (Northern American river otter), 3784 nucleotides. RefSeq names its product dynamin 3 (gene DNM3). Gene Ontology annotation, molecular function: GTP binding; microtubule binding; GTPase activity. The transcript has 22 exons. The coding region runs from base 162 to 2798 and encodes 878 amino acids. Lineage: Eukaryota; Metazoa; Chordata; Mammalia; Carnivora; Mustelidae. The record is from RefSeq and is a predicted model, not a curated record. Gene Ontology annotation, cellular component: microtubule; membrane; cytoplasm.